This is a messenger RNA of Nycticebus coucang (slow loris), 2314 nucleotides long. RefSeq names its product microspherule protein 1 (gene MCRS1). The record is from RefSeq and is a predicted model, not a curated record. The transcript has 15 exons. Gene Ontology annotation, cellular component: Ino80 complex; NSL complex; MLL1 complex. Gene Ontology annotation, molecular function: protein binding; G-quadruplex RNA binding. Lineage: Eukaryota; Metazoa; Chordata; Mammalia; Primates; Lorisidae. Gene Ontology annotation, biological process: positive regulation of transcription by RNA polymerase II. Bases 461 to 1960 code for a protein of 499 amino acids.
CGCACCAGGAGCCGGAAGAGAUUGCCCAGCCCCUAGUUUGUAACCCGGAAGUAGACGUAGCUCACGGAAGCCGGCUUUGGCCCUGCGGCUGCUGCCGUCGCCGCGGAGAAAUUGUUGGAGCUGGCAGCCUAGGAAUGACUCUCCUCUCAGCCUCUAAGCUCACCUGGUCAGAAUCCUUGGAUGAGCCUGUGGGACCCUUCCUCCUAGCCCUGUGGUUUGGAACCAGUGGCUUUGGGACUGUAAGAGGAUGGAUAAAGGUAGUAUGAGGCCGGGCCAGCUCCCCAAAUGCUCGGGCGCCAAGCAUCUGCUGAUUCCACCCUGUGCCUGGCACAUGUGUCUUUUGGUCCUGGCCGGGCAUUGUCACCUCCCCCUGGGCCAGCACCAUCCACGUACCUGUCGGCAGAGCCACAAUUUACCGACUUGCUGUUGAGCUGCCACUCUUUGGCAUGGCUGCAUUUUGAUGGCAGAGCACAGUUAUGCCCAGAGCCCAGUGUGUCGGCAUCACCAGUCUGACCUGAGCACCAUGCACGACAUGACACGUGGCACCGGGGGAACUGCCCAACGUGGAAGGUCUGGGCCAGAUUCUCAGGGACUACUAGAUUCAUCCCUGAUGGCAUCAGGCACUGCCAGCCGCUCAGAGGAUGAGGAAUCGCUGGCAGGGCAGAAGCGAGCCUCCUCCCAGGCCUUGGGCACCAUCCCUAAACGGAGAAGCUCCUCCAGGUUCAUCAAGAGGAAGAAGUUUGAUGAUGAACUCGUGGAGAGCAGCCUGGCGAAGUCCUCUACCCGGGCAAAGGGGGCCAGUGGGGUGGAACCAGGGCGCUGUUCGGGGAGUGAACCCUCUUCCAGUGAGAAGAAGAAGGUAUCCAAGACCCCCAACACUCCUGUGCCACCCAGCCCAGUCCCAGCCCCUGGACUCACCAAGCGUGUGAAGAAGAGUAAACAGCCACUUCAGGUGACCAAGGAUCUGGGCCGCUGGAAGCCUGCAGAUGACCUCCUACUCAUCAACGCUGUGCUGCAGACCAAUGACCUGACAUCUGUCCACCUGGGAGUGAAAUUCAGCUGCCGCUUCACCCUUCGGGAAGUCCAGGAGCGCUGGUACGCCCUGCUGUACGACCCUGUCAUCUCCAAGUUGGCCUGCCAGGCCAUGAGGCAGCUGCACCCAGAGGCCAUUGCAGCCAUCCAGAGCAAGGCCCUGUUUAGCAAGGCUGAGGAGCAGCUUCUGAGUAAAGUGGGAUCGACCAGCCAGCCCACCUUGGAGACCUUCCAGGACCUCCUACACAGACACCCUGAUGCCUUCUAUCUGGCCCGUACUGCCAAGGCUCUGCAGGCUCACUGGCAGCUCAUGAAGCAGUAUUACCUGUUAGAGGACCAGACAGUGCAGCCACUGCCCAAGGGGGACCAAGUGUUGAACUUCUCUGAUGCAGAGGACCUGAUUGAUGACAGUAAGCUCAAGGACAUGCGAGAUGAGGUCCUGGAACAUGAGCUGACAGUGGCAGACCGGCGCCAAAAGCGAGAGAUUCGGCAGCUGGAACAGGAACUGCAUAAGUGGCAGGUGCUAGUCGACAGCAUCACAGGCAUGAGCUCUCCAGACUUCGACAACCAGACCCUGGCAGUGCUGCGGGGCCGCAUGGUGCGGUACCUGAUGCGCUCUCGCGAGAUCACCUUGGGUAGAGCAACCAAGGAUAACCAGAUUGAUGUGGACCUGUCUCUGGAAGGUCCAGCCUGGAAGAUCUCCCGGAAGCAAGGUGUCAUCAAGCUGAAGAACAACGGAGAUUUCUUCAUUGCCAAUGAGGGCCGGAGGCCUAUUUACAUUGAUGGACGGCCUGUGCUGUGUGGCUCCAAAUGGCGUCUUAGCAACAACUCUGUGGUGGAGAUCGCCAGCCUGCGUUUUGUCUUCCUCAUCAACCAGGACCUCAUUGCCCUCAUCCGGGCGGAGGCUGCCAAGAUCACACCACAGUGAGGAGUGGUAGCAGGACCUUUAGGCUCUCUCUGGUCGGUUUCCUCUGCCAUUCCAGCCCCCUUGAACUGGGAAUUCAGGCUCCUAGAAAAACCUGUCCAGGGUGAGCAGCAGGAAGCCCAGCUGCUAGCCCACUGAUUUGAGCCUGGAGGGAGGGUAGGGCUGGCACCAUGAAGCCAGGAGAAGGUGGGACACUUGGCUUCCCUAGAGCCAGAGCCCCUCCCCCUCUUUCUCUGCAGACAACUCUUAUCUCCUCCCCUCAGAUUGCCACCUUCACUCCCGUCUCCAGCUGAUUAGCUUCAGCCUUUUCCUUUAUUGUUUUUCUUUUGUAAAUAAAAAGCACCAUGUUCCAAAGUA